This is a messenger RNA of Salmo salar (Atlantic salmon), 945 nucleotides long. RefSeq names its product TNF receptor superfamily member 13B (gene tnfrsf13b). Gene Ontology annotation, biological process: negative regulation of B cell proliferation; B cell homeostasis; hematopoietic progenitor cell differentiation. NCBI's taxonomy places the organism in Eukaryota, Metazoa, Chordata, Actinopteri, Salmoniformes, Salmonidae. The record is from RefSeq and is a predicted model, not a curated record. Gene Ontology annotation, cellular component: plasma membrane.
CUCAAAUACAUAUAGCUCAGUGUCACUGCAUGAGAGGCACAUUUCAAGCAAAGGUCCAUACAUGUCUUUCAUCUCUCUGUAGUGAGUCAGAGUGUGAGUUGACACCCGAACUGAGCCAUGGGGUUAGGCUGUUCAGAGGGUUACUUCUGGGACCGCCUGGUCAGGAAGUGUCUGACCUGUCAGAUGGUCUGCCAGCAGCCCCAUCGCCACCUCAGAUGCAUCGAGUACUGUGUGUCUCUGGGGUGUAAGGCAGUCCCAGGGCAGUACUACGACAGGCUGUUGAAGAAGUGUCUGAGGUGUGCUGCGGUGUGUGGCAGCCAUCCCUCAGAGUGUUCCCACCAGUGUCAGACCCAACAGCCUGCCUUGAAUGGAAUCUUGAGGCCUGUGGAUGGGAAUGCCUUCCAGAACCAUACCAUCAGGGGCAGCUACCUACCCAGAGGCCUGCCUAACUCAGCCAUCCUGGUGUACUCUCUGCUGGGCCUGUGUCUGACUCUGCUGCUGCUGACCCUGUCUGUGGCUCUGCUGGUGCUGCUGAGGAGGACCCCCCGACCAGGAGCCACACAGAACAGUCACACCCAGGGUCAUGAAGGCCAAAAGGGCCAAGAGCCUAACCAGCACAGCCAGUCCUCCAAAGACUGCCUGAUAGAUCCAUCCCUGCUCCAGGUUAACAGUGUGACACUGAGCCGUUCGUCCAGCCCCACAGAGACGUGUGUGUGUGUCCACUGCUUCCCUGACCUCGGAGUGCCUGGCAGGGGAGAGAAGCAGCAGAGACCCCCGCUCACCCUCUACCAGCAGGCUGUCCCCCAGGACCUCCACUCUCCUACCAGAGCCCCUCAGUGUGGAUCAUCACAGAGAAUAAUUUGCUCCCCCAGUCAGCCCAGCUUCUGAUUGCAGAACUGAACCAGACUGGACACUAAAUAAAUAAACAACUCUGGACAGAUCUCA